AAGGGACCAUUAUAGUUGUACAAUUGUCAUUGAAUCGUGGGCUAACACCUAUCGAAACUCGACAAAAACGAUUCGUUCAUGCCAUUUUGCCUGUUUGAGCAUCAAAAUGGCUCCAGCAGAAUUUGCUCCACAACACAUCGGGGGGCCGCCAGUGAAUUUUCACCCAAAUUCAAAAUCGGGCCCCGAGUCCACCUGCCGAAUUAUCGGCUAACACCCAUCGAAACUCACCAAAAAUGAUCUAUUCGCGCCGUUUCACUCGUUUGACCACUGAAAUGGCCCUAGGAGCCCCAUCGGACAUAUCCUAGAACUCACAUAGCCUGAGAAAUAAACGAUGAAACUCGUUAAGCUAAAGCAAAUAAUACAUGUCAUGAACUUGAAUCGUUUGCUGGUAUAUAACCAAACCAUUAAACAAUCACUCACCCUUUGCCUAAAGUAAAUGACCAAACACCUCCGCCUAUACAAAAAAUCAAGAUUCUUGGCACUUUUUCAUACUAAUAAACCCACCAUUUUCACCGAAGCUUCAAGCUUUACUACUACUACAACUACUCCAUGGAAUACCCAAUUAAGAAAUCUCUCAAAACAUGGCCAAUAUUACCAAGCACUCAUUCUUUACCAUCAAAUGCUUCAAUUUGGAGCCACCCCAAAUGCCUUCACUUUCCCAUUUGCUCUCAAAUCUUCAGCUUCCCUCUGCGUACCAUUAACUGGAAAACAACUCCAUUGUCAUGUUAUCAAGCUUGGUUGUGAAUCUGAACCUUUUGUUCAAACUGCAUUGAUAUCUAUGUACUGUAAAUGUGGCUUGAAUGAGUUUGCACAGAAGAUGUUUGAUGAAAUGCCUGAAAGAAAACUUGGUGUUUGUCACAAUGCUUUGAUUUCUGGGUAUGUGAGGAAUGGUGAUUUGUUAAAUGGGUUUUUGUUGUUUGGUGAAAUGAGGUUGAAGGGUGUGUCGUUUAACGCGGUUACUGUUUUGGGGUUGGUUCCGGGGUGUAGUGAUCCGGGGUUGUUGUCAUUGGGGAUGUCGGUGCAUUGUUUGAAUGUUAAGUGUGGAUUGGUUAAUGAUUUGGCUGUUGUGAACUGUUUGUUGACAAUGUACGUGCGUUGUGCGUGCAUGGAGUUAGCGAGGAAGUUGUUUGAUUGCAUACCGGAGAAGGGGUUGAUUACUUGGAAUGCCAUGAUUUCUGGAUACGCGCAAAAUGGGUUGGCUGGUGAAGUUUUGGAGCUUUAUAAUGAGAUGGAGUUGUUGCGGGUGAAUCCUGAUGCAGUGACGUUUGUUGGAGUUUUAUCAGCUUGUGCUAAUCUUGGUGCUCAAAAGAUUGGUUUUGAGGUGGAAGAGAAAAUAAGGUCUAGUGGUAUGAGGUGUAACGUGUUCUUGAAGAAUGCUCUAAUAAAUAUGUAUGCUAGAUGUGGUAAUUUGGCGAAAGCGCGGAUUAUAUUUGAUGAGAUGUCAGAGAAAACCUUGGUGUCCUGGACAGCAAUAAUAGGGGGAUAUGGCAUACAUGGGCUUGGAAACAUUGCUGUGGAGCUUUUUGAUAAGAUGAUCGAGACUGGCAUUCAACCUGAUGGAACGGUGUUUGUUAGUGUUCUAUCUGCAUGUAGUCAUGCAGGGUUGACUAAAAAGGGGUUAGAUUAUCUUGAUCUGAUGAAGAGGGAGUAUGGGUUGAAGCCAUGUUCACAGCACUAUUCUUGUGUUGUGGAUUUAUUAGGUCGUGUUGGUCGACUUGAGGAAGCUCACAAACUUAUUGAAUCGAUGGAAGUUGAACCUGAUGGUGCUGUAUGGGGUGCCCUUUUGGGUGCUUGCAAGAUCCACAAAAAUGUUGAACUUGCAGAAUUAGCUUUUAACAAGGUUGUUGAGCUUGAGCCGACAAACAUAGGCUAUUACGUGCUACUUUCCAACAUCUACACAGAGGCAAAUAAUUCAGAAGGUAUAAUAAGAAUUAGAUUGAUGAUGAGAGAACGAAAGCUCAAAAAGGAUCCUGGUUAUAGCUAUUUUGAGUGUAAAGGGAAAACUCACCUCUUCGUGGCUGGCGAUAGAAGUCAUCCUCAAAUGAAAGAGAUUUACAAAUUGUUGAAUAAAUUGGAGGAUACUGAAAGUGAGCAUGGAGGAGCAAACAAAAAUGGUCAGGAGAUAAUAAUUCAAGAACAUCCUAAUACGAUGGGCGUACAUAGUGAACGUUUGGCAAUUGCAUUUGCUCUCCUGAACACUGAAAUAGGGACUGACAUUCUUGUUAUAAAGAACUUAAGAAUAUGCAGCGACUGUCACUCGUUUGUAAAGCGAGUCAGCAACAUUGUGGAUCGGUUAUUCAUGAUCAGAGAUGCCACCCGUUUCCACCAUUUUAGAAACGGUACAUGUUCUUGUAAUGAUUACUGGUGACUGAUGAGACUGGAUAAAUGAUAACAAGAACUUAGCCGGCAAGCUCAUUAUAAAGAUGGAAAACAGUAAUGUAUGCUCUCGGAAUCUUGAAGCCUGUGGCAACAUGAUGCAACUUUGCUUUCAUCAAGUCCCCGGGGUAUCUCAACUGAACCAAACAUGCGCCCCAUGCUAGGGAUCAUAUGUUGACCUAUGUGAGCCAUACAAGAAAGAACAUGCAUUCACCAGAAGUUGGAGAGUUCAGUGACCAUGAGAUAUGAGCUGCUGUCAUCAUUAAUACAAAUCUCUCAGUCGCUAAUAGACUCUAUCCUCUUUCAAAAGUUUGCAUCACAAGAAAAUAAGGGCAAACAAGGGAUCGCCUUUGAGAACAAUGUACGAUGGAGGUAUUUGCUUCCUUGAGCACGAAGUUAAGGGGCAAGAAUGUUGAGACCUUUCGAGGAGGGACAAGAAUAUGGUUAUCUUCUUCUAAUAGACGCAAGACUUAGCGCCCGUUUGGAUUAGCUAAAUAAAAGUAGCUUUCAAGCACUUUUGAAGUGUUGGAGCCUGGAAAUGAAUUAAGAACUUCACCAUCAUUCUACAAAAUGUUCAUUGAAUGUGAUAUAUUCUGUUCUCUUUUGUGCAAUGCUAGUGCCUCACUUUCAUUC
This is a messenger RNA of Capsicum annuum, 3009 nucleotides long. RefSeq names its product putative pentatricopeptide repeat-containing protein At3g11460, mitochondrial. Bases 437 to 2368 code for a protein of 643 amino acids. The record is from RefSeq and is a predicted model, not a curated record. The transcript has a single exon. Lineage: Eukaryota; Viridiplantae; Streptophyta; Magnoliopsida; Solanales; Solanaceae. Gene Ontology annotation, molecular function: RNA binding; protein binding; zinc ion binding. Gene Ontology annotation, biological process: RNA modification.